Molecule: messenger RNA, 1863 nt
Organism: Rotaria socialis
Lineage: Eukaryota; Metazoa; Rotifera; Eurotatoria; Philodinida; Philodinidae
Source: the annotation of a GenBank genome assembly
AUGUCGGAAUCGGAUCUUCUAGCAAAAGGCGACUUAAUUAAAUCAAGAUGGCUUAUAACACAUAAAAUAGGUGGUGGUGGUUUCGGACAAAUCUAUGAGGCAUACGAUAAAUUACGUCGAGAAUUUAUUGCUGUUAAAGUUGAAUCGAAUUCUCAAACACGACAAGGCAUUCGUAUGGAAGUAACAGUUCUACGACGUGUACAAAAUCGUAAACAUGUAUGCGAAUUAUUAUCUGCUGGCACAUCAACGUUAUAUAAUUAUAUGUUGAUAACAUUACUUGGCUCAAGUCUUAGUGAAUUACGAAGAAAUUUAUCGCAACAAUGUUUUACAUUAUCAACUUCACUACGCAUUAGUUUACAAAUUUUACAGGCUAUAGAAUCAAUUCAUUCAAUUGGUUUUCUACAUCGUGAUAUAAAACCAUCAAAUUUUGCUAUCGGAAGAAAAAAUUUACGACAAAUAUUUAUUAUUGAUUUUGGUCUUGCCAGAAAAUAUAUAGAUUGUGAUCAAAAUCUUCGACCUGCUCGAGUUGAAGCAGGUUUUCGUGGUACUAUUCGAUAUGCAUCGGUUAAUGCACACAAUAAUCGAGAGCUAGGUCGACAUGAUGAUUUAUGGAGUUUUUUUUAUAUGUUAAUUGAAUUUCUUAUUGGUUCUCUACCAUGGUCGAAAAUAAAAGAUAAAGAAAGUGUCGGACAUAUAAAGGAAACAUAUGAUCAUAAUCGUUUUCUAUCAUAUUUACCGAAUGAUAUCGAUAGAUUUCUUGAACAUCUCAAAGAAUUACAUUAUGAAGACAAACCUGAUUAUGAAUUUAUUAGAUCAUUAUUUUUGUUAUCUAUUCAACGAUUAGGUUAUCAUGAUGAUGAUCCAUAUGAUUGGGAAACAUCAUUUGAACAAAAUGAAAUCAGCUCAUUGGUUAAAAAUGAACAACAACAACAACAACAACAAAAGAAUUCUUCGUUGGAGAUUGAACGAAAGACAAUGUCAGAAAACAGUAUUAAUAUUAAACGAAAUCAAUCUCGACCGACCUUGCCUCAUCCGAACGAGCAAAUAAAUCAUGAUAAACAUCCUGUUGGUGUGAAUUUAUCAUCUAAAUACCAGGUAUACAAUCGUAAAUUGAUUAAAUCAUCUAGCCGAACAGAUUAUCUUGGGAAACAAACUAAUAGUACUCAUAAUCUCCCAUUACCACAGUCACAUUUUAUUCUCAAUGAAUCACAACGAAAUUCCUAUGAGUUCGAUUCUAUUGGUAUAGGUGAUCACCGAAAAUUGAAUCAUGGAAAACUUUUGUCUCAAAUUGAAUGUCGAUCACCAAAUCAAUCUAUACAACGAAAUAUUCGUUUGAGUGUAAUCGAGCGAGAUCCACCUGCUACUAAUGGUCUAUUAAAAUAUAUAUCUCAACAAUUUUCGAAUGCUGCUGCAUCUGGUACACCAAGUUUAUUCUCACAAUGGUCUCGGCAUCAUGCAGAAACAUUCACCGAUGAUAUGUUACAAGGAAACAAAAGUUAUAGUAGUAAAGCUGAUGGACAACGUUAUAUUACGUUUUGUGGUGAACGUACGCCAUCGAGUCGACUAAAUUACUUCAAUACAUCAAUAGUAAAAAAUAAAUCAUCCGAACGAAAACUUUAUUUGACUAUUUCGGAAAAUAUUUCUGAUGAUGAAAACAAUAAUAAGAAUAUUAGUAAUGAAAAAUAUUAUUUGACAUCAAAUACUUCUUGUUUAAUGAAGAAAAGCCUGGAAAUACCAUUUGGAACAUACGUAAAAAACUGCUCAGAAAAUAUAAAUUAUAACCAUUACAAUAGUCGAAGGCAACGAAUACCAUCAUUGUUUCAUUUACAACGAAUUUCAACGAGCACAUGGGACUAUUUUUAA